Molecule: messenger RNA, 1035 nt
Organism: Trichomonas vaginalis G3
Lineage: Eukaryota; Parabasalia; Trichomonadida; Trichomonadidae
Product: organellar and viral DNA polymerase type B
Exons: 1
Source: RefSeq, a predicted model, not a curated record
AUGUUUGACAUAACAAAUGCGAACGUUGGUGAAACAAGAAGAAGAGACGACACACUGAAACAACAGAGAAGAGAGAUGUUUAAGAGCGCUAUAGAACAAGUUCGCAAAGCUAACGAUGUCAUUCGUUCCAUUGACGACAAACCAAAAGAAGGUGAGAGAUGGUUAAAGAAAGAUGAAGAGAAUAGGAAGAGAAAUGUGAAGUCAGGCAAUAGACUCAUUGACUUUAACAUCGAAGCUUUAGAUGAACCAAACAGAGACUACUUACACAAACAUUUCGGUAAGGUUUUCAUGAGACUCUUAGAGAAAAUUAAAAUAAACUCACAACAGAGAUGGAUGGUAUGUUAUAAACUUGGUGGAAAGUAUGAAUGUUCUACGUUAAACCUCAAUAAUAUUGGAACAUUACUACAUCAGCUCUUGAAGGAGAACUUUAUAUCAGAGAUAGAAGCAAAUGCUGCAGGUAUUGUUGAAAUGCACUAUGACUUCUUCUUGACAAACAUAAAGAAUCUUACCGAAAUAAAGAUGUAUGAUUUAACAGAAUAUGAAGGCUUAACGAUGUCAGAUGUAAAGAAAGGCAAACCAAAAAAGAGACCAUAUAGAGAUGAAAGCACACUGACAAAUGACCAGAAAGCCAUUUUGGAAGCUCUUAAGCAAACAGGAAACCCAGCACUUAUAGAAAGCUUUUGGAAAGAUAAUGGUGAAAAGAAGUUUUAUAAGAAGAGAAGCGGUCAGUUCUGGAAGUAUCUUUGCACAUUACCUAUAAAUCUUGAACGCUACCAAAUCUUCAAUGAACUGAACAAAAGAACUGCAACACUUAUGACAGAGGACAAUUGUUUCGUUUAUGCUUGCAUUCAGGCUGGAGUAAAUGAAGAAACUAUUGACCACAUGAGAGAAGUCAUUCGUGUUAGAGACUUUCCUCAAAGUAAAGUACAAGAAAUUUCUGACGCAACAGGUAUAUCAUUUAAUGUUACCAUUGGUUAUUUCAAUGACUCAAGACAUAAUGAAAUAAAGAGAUAUAUACCAAAAGAAUGCGAAACU